GGUUGUCAAGUGCUCCUGGCAGCCUGUAUCGAAGCAUUCGGAAGAUGAGCUUUAUCGCCUAGCCAGUCAACGAGGGGUGAAGGGUUUGGUGACUCUUCACGCCUCAUGUACAGCUUCCUCACUGUCCGAGGGCGUACGCGGUGAUCUCUGUGGAAUUCAGUUCUAUCAGGACCGCGAGUUGCGAGUACAGGUAUUGAGUCCAUUCUGUAUACCACUUUAUACGGUAAAGGAUUCGGAUGCGUUCCGAGCGGCCUUCAUCUCAUUAGUGGAAGCACACCAUGAACUCUACGAAAAGCGACCAAACCAGAGGGAUCCUCAUCGACCUCGACAUGGCAGUACGGGAUCGAAAUCCCGAUACCGGAGAGACUCUCAAUGUUCCUGUGCUUCCUGGUGGUACUGUACCAUUCCGGUCAAUCGAUCUCUGCUACCCAGACCCCCUCCCUCGUGCAAUUUAUCGCCACGGCUUGGAAUCGUUCUUUUACGUGCUUUUUUUAAUAUGUUAUCAACGCGCAAACAUUCCAGAGAAGCGAGAUUAUUUCUCUUACUGGAACUCCGGGACCUGGACAGAUAUACGCACACACAAAGAAGGGUGGUUGUCGAUUGCAUUCUCGGACCCAAUUCCCGACGCAGUGCCGCUUGCUACCACUUGGUUACAACCUCUUCGGCUGGCAUUUCGUGGCGCCUAUUCAGCAAGAAACCGAAUGAACAGGAGUCUGCUGCUUGGAGUGUCACCUCAGACUCCCUUCAACGACGAAACUCUAGAUAAUCAUAUCAUAUAUGAGAAAUUUAUGGCUAUCCUGAAUCCUCCUAACCUAUGAUGUAAUUACUGUAUGGCAAGCUUUAUCGUAGC
Molecule: messenger RNA, 850 nt
Organism: Cantharellus anzutake
Lineage: Eukaryota; Fungi; Basidiomycota; Agaricomycetes; Cantharellales; Hydnaceae
Exons: 3
Coding region: 279-818 (179 amino acids)
Source: RefSeq, a predicted model, not a curated record